AUGAUGUUCUAUUUAAUUUUCAUUCUGACAACGGAACUGUUAACAUCUUUGAAAGUAACUAAAGUAUGUUCUUUGCGAGCUUUUUGUUACUUGUCUUUUGUAACCUGAGUCAUCAGCAGACAUUUGACCCAGGUUGCAGUUUCUCUAAUGGUCAGUGUAUUUACAAUGUAAAACUCGGUCAUGAGAAACAUUGUGAUGCGCCAACAAAACGUGCUUCGUCCGAUGGUUCAAGUACGACGUCUUCCGGAUUUCAAGCUUGUUCAUGCAAAGAUGUUGAGAGCCUUCAAACGAAUAUGAAUUCCCUUCUGUCAACUGUAAGCGCACUUCAACAUAACUUCAACACAAUGUCAAGUCAACUGAAUGUUACACAAGAGAGACUUGGAUUGAAAGAGUCCGAGAUGGCAAGACUUCUUACUAACAACCACAAUGUUACCACCCAGUUAGCCAAUCAACAACUGUUGCUGAAUAAAAGCAAGACUGAGUUAGCAAAUACUGUAGAAACGUUGAAUAAAGAGCUUGACCGAGUGAGAAUGGAACUACGAAACACAAAUGAUCAACUGACAACGUGCAAAAUUGCUUCAAAUCAAAUCGAUGGGCAUAAGUCAAAUACUCCCGUUUUAUAUGGCAAUUUUGUGACCCACUAUUGCGGAUUUGAGGACAUUCAUAACUGUAAUUAUACACUUGAAACGUGUAAAGGCAGCGACGAAGAUUGUUGGACUAAAGGCACUGGACGACAGGAUGUAUAUUCGGGCCCAAUCGAAGAUCACACUUUCGGUGCCCCUAAUGGGCAUUACAUGUUCAUUGAUCCAAGCCAUAAACCAGCUUACUCAUCGUCAUCAUCAUCGUCGUCUUCAUCGCAUCCUUCUAGAUACGCUCGAAUGACUUCUCCUACACUUCCACCAGCAAAUCGUUAUUGUGUAAGAUUCUGGUACACACUCGUUGGACGGGACAUAGGAAACCUGAGAGUUUAUGCACAGGUUGGUGGUGGCAAUGGGUACCCUGUAUUUGAGAUGUCUGGACAGGUUGACAAGUACUGGCAUAUGGCACAGAUAUCUCUUGAUUCAGAGUAUACAGCUCAACCGUUCAAGAUUGUGAUUGAAGGUAGCACAAAUUCGUACUAUGUGUACUCUUACAACUCCCACCAUACCAAUCAUAAUAUGCAAGGUUACAUAUCCGUCGAUGACGUUUACAUUUACAAUACUUCGUGUACCGAUGUACCAAAAUGUCCUGCCGGAGCUAGAAAAAUGACUGUCGGUAACGUUACCUCAUGCUACACUUUUCAUGUGACACCAAAGUCUUGGUCCGAGGCUGUCAAAGUUUGCAAAGCUGAGGCACCGAACGCUCAUUUGAUAAGUGUCAACUCCAAAAAAGAACAAGACUUUAUCUCGGACACUAUACAGAGCGAUGCAACAUAUUCGUCGGUUGGAAGCUCUGGCUGGUACACGAGCGGUUCGGAUGAAAGAAAUGAAGGUAGUUUUGCGUGGACCGACACGGGCUUCCCGUAUGCAUUAAACUACACAAACUGGCACGUGGGCCAACCAAACAAUGUCGGUAACGUCCAAAAUUGCCUUCUCCUGCAAUACAGCGACGUCAAGUACGAGUGGGGCGAUAUUAAUUGCCAGGACAAACAUCCAUUUAUUUGUGAAAUGCACGUGUAAUGAUAAUGCAAUUGUUAAAUGCACAUGUAAACAAAAUAAAGUCAAAGAAAUGUU
Ruditapes philippinarum (Manila clam) is the source of this 1712-nucleotide messenger RNA. RefSeq names its product MAM and LDL-receptor class A domain-containing protein 1-like. Bases 66 to 1658 code for a protein of 530 amino acids. The record is from RefSeq and is a predicted model, not a curated record. Gene Ontology annotation, cellular component: membrane. Lineage: Eukaryota; Metazoa; Mollusca; Bivalvia; Venerida; Veneridae. The transcript has 9 exons.